AUUUGAUAUCGCUCUUGGUAAGUCAACGACUACACACUCUCUUCUCAUACACGCUCUCUUUUCAUACACACUCUCUUCCCAAACCAUCCAUCCCUCCAGGUAGAGCUUCACUCCUUAGAAAACAACCGCAUUACCACAGAACAAUACACGAAACACCAGCUACACUUGCUUGUAGAACGAGCCUUCGGUAGCGAGCACAGGAAUUCUCCCCAGGCUCAGACCAGAUACAUCCACGACGAGACGACAUCUCACGUAACGGAAAUGGCUAUUCUUUCGAAGAACAUCAUCUGCCUUGGUACAGCGUUGCUGGCAGCGCAGGGUGUGCUUGCCGCACCCACCACGCGAUCUAGCGAUUGCGAUUUCGGGAUUGCCAACCCAUCAGAAUGGCCUUCGACCUACCAGUCCCAAUGGUGUUCCAUGAUCACCAACGAGGUCACGGCCCUCAAGACGAGCGAGAAUCCAAAGACCAUGCUGUCCACCCUCAAGGCCAUUUUCACCCAAGCUCGGAUCAAGGUCUCUCCGGACUCUGCCCUUGCAAAUGUCGACAAGAUCAUGCAAGAUCCCCAAGCCCGUGCCGCUAUGACUCAAAUGAAAGCCAACUUCCCUGCAUUCGGCUCCAUGGACCUGACCGCAGAAGACAUCCAGAAAGUCUACGGCGACGCGAUCAAAGCCGCUUGUAAAAAGACUGGUGUGCCAGAGGACAUCAUGGUCAAGAUCAUCUGGACUGAAAGCAAGGGUCAUCCACUUGUCUAUAAUGGUCUUACCCAGAUGGAUUACGUCGCUUGGGGCCAAAUGGCCGACGAGAACCCAGAGUUGAAGAACCGUUACAUGCCGACAGACAACAUUGUCGCAGCGGCGAUGUUCCUCCAGAAGGCCAAGGCCAAGUACGGCGGUGACUGGGAGACAACCUACACCCAGCAUUAUCAGGACCCAACUGCUGCUUCCCGCAGCUCAUAGAUGAACGACACAGAGCCAGCUCUCUGGUCCAUGACAGUCACGACCAUGUCAAGAUUUUGGCACCAACGAGUGGCGUUACUGUUGCUUUGUGGAAGGAAGAUACCCCAGGUUUUAGUUAUGAUACGAUAGCUCAUACUGGAUAGAUGUACAUAUUUGCUGGGUCAAAUAAAUGAUUUUGGAAUGUUAG
Molecule: messenger RNA, 1144 nt
Organism: Pseudocercospora fijiensis CIRAD86
Lineage: Eukaryota; Fungi; Ascomycota; Dothideomycetes; Mycosphaerellales; Mycosphaerellaceae
Exons: 1
Coding region: 262-957 (231 amino acids)
Source: RefSeq, a predicted model, not a curated record